UUCUUUGCACACGUUUUAAGCAUUUUGCUCAUAAUAUAUAAUCCUAAUGUUCAUGGAAAAUUUAUUUAUAGGAUUUCUUGUGGUAAUGGUUAAGGCUUGAAAAUGUUUCUUCGAUAAGUUUAUUUGAAGAGAAGAUUCAAAGUUAUGUGAUGGAUAAUAGCAACAAAUUUAGUACAUCAUGUGACUCUACUCUGACAGCUCAAGUAAACAGAAGAACAAAAAUCCCGUCUACAACCAAUUUAUUUUCGACAAACUAUCGAGAAAAAACAUCAUCCGAAUCUGACGGCGAAAACUUUAUAGAAUCUAACUCACAUUCAGAUCCCAAAGCACCGACGAAGUGUCCGGAUACCAAUAAUUCUAGCCAGUCAACUGAAGAGCCGGUUUUACCACAAGAAAAAUCUAAAUCCAAACACAAGUCGCCUAGAGGUUGCAACACAUUGUCAUGUAUCACUGAGAUCGAGGACGUGUGUGCUGAGUAUAGUAGUAAGACUCCAAAACCUGAAAAAAAUAGCAGGAGACAGACAGUUUUAGAGGAGAUAUUCGAUCCAACGUAUGGAGUGACUGAGGAAGAGGUGCUGGAGUUCGCCAAGCUACAUGGGAUCUGUCCUGUAGAAGAACCUGAGCUCGUCGCAGCCGCUCGAACUGUUCUUCUCACGCCGCUGCCUCCACCUUGGCAAGCUGUAUUUGACGAAGGCGCGCAGGCAGUGUACUACCACAACCCUACCACGGACCACAGCUCGUGGUUGCACCCCCUGGACGCAGACCUCAGGGAGGCCGUCAGGCGUGGCCGUGACAGAGGCGAGUUAUAG
Hyalella azteca is the source of this 809-nucleotide messenger RNA. RefSeq lists its product as uncharacterized. Bases 150 to 809 code for a protein of 219 amino acids. The record is from RefSeq and is a predicted model, not a curated record. Gene Ontology annotation, molecular function: protein binding. Lineage: Eukaryota; Metazoa; Arthropoda; Malacostraca; Amphipoda; Hyalellidae. The transcript has 3 exons.